Herpailurus yagouaroundi (jaguarundi) is the source of this 1775-nucleotide messenger RNA. It is a transcript of the gene ZNF446, whose product is annotated as zinc finger protein 446. The coding region runs from base 26 to 1648 and encodes 540 amino acids. Lineage: Eukaryota; Metazoa; Chordata; Mammalia; Carnivora; Felidae. Gene Ontology annotation, biological process: regulation of DNA-templated transcription. The record is from RefSeq and is a predicted model, not a curated record. The transcript has 6 exons.
GGCGGAGGUGGGGUGCUAGCUCUGAAUGGCCAUAAGGUCACGCUCCUCCCCCCCACCUCACUUGCCAAUAGGAGCCGGGUCCGCUGUGCACAUGCGCAGGAUCCUAACGUACCCUCCAUCACGGCUGUUGGUCUCUUUUGUUGGCUACAAGAAGACACCCAGUACAACAAUGCCAUCCCCACUGGGCCCCCCACGCCUGCCCUCUGUGGACCCUGUGGCCACUCUGGAGGAGCCCGAGGCAGCACGCCUGCGUUUCCGGGGAUUCUGCUACCAGGAGGUGGCAGGUCCCCGUGAGGCCCUGGCGCGGCUGCGAGAACUGUGCCGCCAGUGGCUGCGGCCGGAGGCAUGCUCCAAGGAGCAGAUGCUGGAGCUGCUGGUGCUGGAGCAGUUCCUGGGCACGCUGCCCCCUGAGAUCCAGGCCUGGGUGCGGGGCCAGCGGCCAGGCAGCCCUGAGGAGGCUGUAGCCCUGGUCGAGGGCCUACAGCAUAACCCUGGGCAGCUGCUGGGCUGGAUCACAGCCCAUGUCUUGAAGCAAGUGGUGCUCCCAGCGGCACAGAAGAUAGAGGAGUCCUUGGGGAGACCCCAGCCUUCAGGGACAGUGGAACUUCUCAGGGCAACCUCUGGGGAGGAGCCACAGGACACCCAGAUGGAGGGGUCUCCCCAGCUCAGCUGCAGUGUGAAGGAGGAGCCUGAUGCUGAUGGGCAGGAGAUGGCACCUUCCAGCCCCCCACAUCCAUCCCAGUCCCGCGAGGGGUACCCAGGACACCGGGAACCAGCCGCCACCUCCUUCCACCCACCCAGGAUUCAGGAGGAGUGGGGGCUACUGGACCGGUCACAGAAGGAACUGUACUGGGACGCGAUGCUGGAGAAGUAUGGCACGGUGGUCUCCCUGGGGUUACCGGCCCCCUUGCCAGAGGCACGGGUUGAGUCGGAGCCAGGGGUACUGCGCUCGGGGACAGAGGGUCAAAGAAGCCUCCACCCGGGUGAGUGCUUCUCCAUGCGAUCUGAACCACCUGUUGCCUGGUGGAGUGGGAGCUUGUCUGCCCCCACACACCUGGUGGGAGGGGGUGGGAAUGUCAAGGAUGCUGGGCUACCUGGGACUGCCAACUCUCCUUCCCCAGGAGAUGAGAGUGAGAGUCACUGUGAGGGUCCACCCCGCUGCCCAGAGGCCCAGCCACCCCAGGGCCCCAGGCCUGUCACCUGGGAGGGCCCAUCUGGGGCCUCCGUCUCCACCAGGGCUACACCGGGAGCAGGGCUGGAGGCCGGCACCCCGCGGAGGAAGCCUUACACCUGUGAGCUGUGCGGCCGAGGCUUUGAUUGGAAAUCGGUGUUUGUCAUCCACCACCGGACGCAUGCGGAUGGGCAGGCCACGCGGGCCCCGGUGCUGGCUGUUGGGGGUGCUCAGAAGCUGCCACCAGGUUCCCGGGAGCCGGGCACACCACGCCACCCCCGGCGUGCACUCCCAGGCCCCCGGAGCUAUGCGUGUGAGGAAUGUGGGCGCAGCUUCAGCUGGAAGUCUCAAUUGGUCAUCCACCGCAAGAGCCACGCAGGCCAGCGGCGCCACUUCUGUGGCGACUGUGGCCGCAGCUUCGACUGGAAGUCCCAGCUGGUCAUCCACAGGAAGAGCCACCGGCCGGAGGCCCCAUGAGUGGCUCCAGAAGGCAGCCUCGUCUUGGGAGCCUUGCAGUCUCCAGGUCCUGGACACAGUUCCUGGCAAUCUGGUUCCAGCCUUCCUUGGGCUGCUUGGUCUCUGUGUGAGACAUGUGGAGGCAACA